UAAACCAAACCUUGUAGAACAAAAUAAUACUAAAUUAAAAAGUAAAGAAAAAUGGAGGUGCAGAUAGUGAAGCGCUUGUAAUUUUAGGUGAAAAAUGUGCUUUCAAGGGCUGCAUGGGAUUUUGAUUUAGAAGUCCAUAUAGAAAAGUUCUUCGCUGGUGCCCUUUGUAUUAGUGAAAAGACUUAAUAUUAAUUCUCGGUUGUUUCAAUACACUCCUAGUAACGCGGGUUAUGAUUUGUUUUUUAUCUAGUGAUAAAUAGGUAAAUGUAAGAUGUGAUACUUUUGGACUCGAUUUUCUGUAGUGCAGUUGCGAUAGUGUAGGGUUACGAAUGAAACAGCAAUGAUACUUGACACGAUAUGAAAACCCCGAUUCCUGCAUGGAUUAGCGCUGCCUUAGUUACAUUCUUGCUUGUUUCAACUCUCGGUUAUGAAAGGCCAGUUCGAACACGUCACCCUCACAACGGGGUCGUUUCUCAGCAUUAUCGUUCGGUAAGGGCAGCCCUUCGAUCCGGUCGAUCGUUCGAUACCACCCCUAAAAACUCUGAUUCGGACGCGUCGUCCAUCACUCGAAUCUAUUCGGAACAGCACGUUAAAUUAACACUCGAAUGUACCGUGAACGUUAAUUUUACAACGAGCGUGUGGCUGAAAGAAGGCCAAGUAGUCCAGACCAUCCUUAAGGACAAUAUUAACAAUAAAAGGGUUAGCGGGCAUCGGUUUCUUUUAGAUAAUCGCGGAAAUUUGAUUAUCGACAAUGUGAGACUCGAAGACGACGGAAAAUGGCAGUGCGAGGUGGAAGAUAUGGGCUUCGUGGUAGCCGGGAAACCCAUUCAAUUAACGGUCCUUGGUUAUGAAAGGCCAGUUCGAACACGUCACCCUCACAACGGGGUCGUUUCUCAGCAUUAUCGUUCGGUAAGGGCAGCCCUUCGAUCCGGUCGAUCGUUCGAUACCACCCCUAAAAACUCUGAUUCGGACGCGUCGUCCAUCACUCGAAUCUAUUCGGAACAGCACGUUAAAUUAACACUCGAAUGUACCGUGAACGUUAAUUUUACAACGAGCGUGUGGCUGAAAGAAGGCCAAGUAGUCCAGACCAUCCUUAAGGACAAUAUUAACAAUAAAAGGGUUAGCGGGCAUCGGUUUCUUUUAGAUAAUCGCGGAAAUUUGAUUAUCGACAAUGUGAGACUCGAAGACGACGGAAAAUGGCAGUGCGAGGUGGAAGAUAUGGGCUUCGUGGUAGCCGGGAAACCCAUUCAAUUAACGGUCCUUGAUCCCCCUGAGAAACCCUACCUCCUAAUAGACAAUAGGAUCCUAGAUCCGGGUAAUUUGUUCAUUCCGGUUAAAGAAAAUUCAGAUUUGACCGUAUCGUGCGUGGUGGACGGUGGCAGCCCGAAGCCGACGUUAUCAUGGGAAUUGGCUCUCGGAUCUUUGUCACUUCUCGACGCUCCGGAGGUCCCUUACCAAGCUCUCAAUUUCACCGAAACAGUACGAGAACAACGCGUCGGCGCUCGCAGCGAUGUGCGUCUCGAAAGCGUCAUGAGGGUCCACCAUAAUGCAACACUCACGUGUCUCGUACAUCAUGUUGCCUUAGAACAGCCCCUAAACGUGUCGUUACUGCUUGAUGUCCAAUACACGCCGUCGUUCGCCAUUUCCCGCGAUCCAGGUUUCGGCAUUCCGAUCAGGGAAGGAAUGGCUGUAUCAUUAAAAUGCGACGUCGACGCAAAUCCCCGCGCCGCUCCAAUUUGGCAAAAGGACGACAGCAGUCCGCCUGUUCAACAAACACCUGAUGGCUUCUUAAAUUUUACCGAAAUACUAAGAGAACAUAGCGGAUGGUACAAGUGCAUUGCUCGUCACUUGCUCGGAAAAUUUUCCAGCAUCGGCUAUUUCCUCAACGUCAGAUCAAACGCAGACGUGACUCAAGAACCAGAAUUUGACGUGAGAGAAUUAAGUUCGACUGGAAGACAAAUGGACGUCGAUUUAGGCGGAGCUGUUCACUUGUCUUGUCCUCCAGGCACGUCCGGGUGUUGGACGCAUUUGGACACCGAGACUGGCCGAUUGGAGCCAUUAGGUGCCUCUCAGGACCUCAAGAUUGAUCACAUCCUCUAUCAGGAGGCGGGCGAGUACAGUUGCGUUGUACCGAAAAAGUCGCCAGGCUCGAAGAAUAAGAAACUCGACGCCCUGCGGAAAGCCCUCUCAGUUAAUAUAGCCGUGACAGGUCGGCCUAUAGUUUUCCCUAGUAAUAGAAGCAUCACGGCAAUUUAUGGGCAACCGUUAAAACUUACGACGGAUUUUUGCGCCAACCCCUCAUAUACGAAGGCGAUGUGGAUCACCAACGACAGAGUAUACAAACCUGGAGAGUCAGAUCAAAAAGCAAUUGCUCACAGCAUAACGAACACAUCAACUCCGAACUGCCAUCAAGCUUCUUUGUAUUUAAUGAAAGUGACUACUAAGGAUGUGGGCGAAUAUUCGUUUAUUGUGAGGUCAGUCAACGGGUUGGGCGAAGGGGUUUUUAUCGUAAACCUGACUUAUGCAAGCGGUUAUAGCGUAAACUUGCCCUCGUCGAAUGCCAAACGAAACACGGCUUCACUCUACCUUUAUUUAUUCGUUAUCAUUAUAAUGAUAAUAAAGGAAUGUUAAAAGAAAGAACUGAAGUUUUAGCUCAAUGUAAGUAAUUUUAAAACCUACCCACCAAAUAUGCCGUGAAUAAUAUAAAAAGCGAGAACACUGAAUCCUCAAGUGAGGAGUUUCAUUAUUUUUGAAAUGAACUGUACAUCAUUCAAAGAUAUUUAUAAAAUAAAAUUCGUUCAAUGUAAGAACCGCUGGCGACAAUUAAUGUAAACGUUUUGUAACAAAUAUAUACUUUAUAAUGAAGAUUAUUUACUGUAAUAAUUAACUUGAUAGAAUUGUAUAGCUUUCAUUACGUAAUAAAAAAAGUCUUCACUGUUCUUACAUUGAUUAGAACAUUCUUAACCAAAUGAAUGUGUUUUUCCAGAUACAUAACACAACCACACAUGUACCGUACAUAUAAUAUAGUUUUUUAUUGUUUUGCUAAAAUGUGUAAAAAAAAUGUUUUAAUAGCGAAAGCUUUAUGUACAUAUAUAACUGUAUGUGUAGGGAAAAAAUGAAGAGAAUUCGUCCAACUGGCUGGAUAUAUCUACUUUCUUGUUUUAUUUACAAAAUUAUUUUGUAUGAAGUUAUUAAUAAAGAAUGUCGAUAAUA
Molecule: messenger RNA, 3213 nt
Organism: Agrilus planipennis (emerald ash borer)
Lineage: Eukaryota; Metazoa; Arthropoda; Insecta; Coleoptera; Buprestidae
Gene: tei
Product: MAM domain-containing glycosylphosphatidylinositol anchor protein 1
Exons: 10
Coding region: 358-2631 (757 amino acids)
Source: RefSeq, a predicted model, not a curated record